Messenger RNA from Closterium sp. Naga37s-1, 462 nucleotides. The record is from the annotation of a GenBank genome assembly. Lineage: Eukaryota; Viridiplantae; Streptophyta; Zygnematophyceae; Desmidiales; Closteriaceae.
AUGAUCCUUUGUGUGCUGAUUUUGUCAGGAUCAACCGUGGCAUUGGCAUCUCGUGGCAAGGCAGCAGAGAUGCUGACUGGACGCGGUGGUGGUGGCUUCGGCAGCAACGGUGGUGGUGGUGAGGAGGGGGUGGGGGGAGCGGCGGCGGCGUUGACUGGACGUGUUGGUGGGGAAGUGGGAGAGGCAGCGGAGAUUCUGACUGGACGCGGUGGUGGUGGCUUUGGAAGUAGCGGCUCUGGCCUCGAUGGCCGUCUCGGCAUCCCUCCUGUCUCCCCGUCGGCAUCCUCUCGUCGCUCCCCUCCUCGUUCCCCUCCGCUCUCCCCCCCGCACUCCCCUCCGCACUCCUCUCCCCGCUCCUCUCCGCGCUCCCCUCCUGGCGUCCCAGCGUCUCAGCAUCCUCCAUGGCUCUCCUCGGCGCCCAACCCAUCAUCUCUUCUGUUCUUCUCUCAACCAACGCCCUAA